Molecule: messenger RNA, 1387 nt
Organism: Bufo bufo (common toad)
Lineage: Eukaryota; Metazoa; Chordata; Amphibia; Anura; Bufonidae
Gene: GPR22
Product: G protein-coupled receptor 22
Exons: 1
Coding region: 22-1323 (433 amino acids)
Biological process (GO): G protein-coupled receptor signaling pathway
Cellular component (GO): membrane
Molecular function (GO): G protein-coupled receptor activity; peptide binding
Source: RefSeq, a predicted model, not a curated record
CAUGCCACCUAAUUCAAAAGGAUGUUUUUCACCUUCAUGCUGGCAACCAACAUGCAGUCUGAAGCAAAUAUAACAGUCCGAGAUGAGAUUACUGACGUCAGCAGCAACAUGUAUAGACCGCUGCCAUACCCGCUUAGCUUCCAAAUCUCCCUUACUUGUUUCCUCAUGCUGGAAAUUGUUCUGGGCCUUGGAAGCAACCUUACCGUACUGGUUCUUUACUGCAUGAAGUCCAACCUUAUCAACUCUGUAAGCAACAUUGUUACCAUGAACCUCCAUGUUCUUGAUGUGAUAAUAUGUGUGGGAUGUAUUCCUCUAACUAUUGUAAUCCUACUACUGCCACUGGAGAGCAAUAGUGCACUCAUCUGCUGCUUCCAUGAAGCGUGCGUUUCAUUUGCCAGCGUUUCCACCGCUGUUAACGUCUUUGCCAUCACUCUGGAUCGGUAUGACAUUUCGGUCAAACCUGCCAAUCGUAUCCUGACCAUGGGCCGAGCAGUUAUAUUGAUGACCUCAACAUGGAUAGUAUCCUUCUUUUCUUUUCUGAUUCCGUUUAUUGAAGUCAGCUUUUUCAGCUUUCAAAGUGAAAACAAGUGGGAGAACAAAACCCUGCUGUGCGUUAGCACCAACGAAUAUCACACUGAACUUGGGAUGUAUUAUCACCUUCUGGUUCAAAUUCCCAUCUUCUUUUUCACUAUAGUGGUCAUGCUGAUCACGUAUAGCAAAAUCCUUCAAGCCCUCAACAUUCGGAUAGGCACGAGGUUCUCAACAGGGCAAAAGAAGAAAAUACGAAAGAAAAAAACUAUUUCUCUGGCCCCACAGCAUGAGACGACGGAUGUAUCGCAAAGCAGCGGCGGUCGAAACGUGGUGCUUGGUGUGAGGACUUCUGUAUCAGUUAUUAUUGCCCUACGUCGAGCCGUAAAGAGGCACAGGGAGAGACGGGAAAGGCAAAAAAGGGUCUUCAAGAUGUCUCUGCUCAUCAUUUCGACCUUUCUGUUUUGUUGGACGCCUAUUUCUUUAUUGAAUACAACUAUUUUAUGUCUUGGCCCAAAUGACCUUUUAGUUAAACUCAGACUUUGCUUUUUAGUCAUGGCAUAUGGAACAACCAUCUUCCACCCUCUGUUGUAUGCAUUUACAAGGCAAAAAUUCCAAAAAGUUUUAAAGAGCAAAAUGAAAAAAAGGGUGGUUUCAAUUGUGGAAGCUGAUCCCAUGCCUAACAAUGCAGUGAUCCAUAAUUCAUGGAUAGAACCCAAAAGGAGUAAACAGUUAACAACUGAUGACAAUGAAGCCAGACAAAAAUGUUUGGCACCUCAGGCUGUCACUGACUAGGUUUAGGUUUCUGUUUUUUUUCUAUUCAAAGACAGGUAGGAAUAUGAAAAUAAAUCACACGGCC